AUGUCUGGACUAAUUGAAGGUCUUCCAGACGAACUUGUGUUUCUAUGUCUUGCAUGGCUACCGUUCAAUCUCUACCCCGUUUUGCAGCUUGUUUGCCGUUCAUGGAGAGCCGCCAUACAUAGCCCUGAGUUAAUCAAAGCCCGACUAGAGGUUUCUGCACACGAGUUCUUGUGUGUGUGCACUGGUGUGGAGGAGAAGUUAUGGCAGCUGUAUGAUCCUCUCAUUGACGAUUGGUUGACAUUACCUGAUCUGCCCACAGAGAGAGAUCCUGUUCAUUUUGGUUUUGUCUCCACUGCAGGGAAGCUGUUUGUACUUGGUGGUGACUGUUCUUAUUGGGAUGAUUCAACUAAUAGAGUAACUGGUGAAUUUGCAACUGAUAGAGUGUGGUCAUAUGACCACAUCCUCGGAUGCUGGGAUCAGCGGGCAUCAAUGCUAGUACCCCGUUCAAACUUUGCUUCUUGUGUUCUGGAUGGGAAGAUUAUUGCUGCAGGUGGUCUCAAAACCAUGCUAGAGCCUAUCUCUAAUGCUGAGAUUUAUGACCCAGAGACAGAUGUUUGGGCUCCACUUCCUGAUCUCCCUAAAACAGGUUAUCCAGAAUCUGGGGUGGUGAUUAAUGGCAAGUUACAUGUGUUUUUCGAUGGGGAGUCAAAAUUUCUGGUCCUGGAGAAUGGUGGUGGUGAGUGGACGUGGGUGGUCAGAGAAAAUGAGUUGUUGAAGGGACCAAAGGCAAUCGUUGGUGAGGACUUAUAUGUGUUGAAGGAUGGUAUCAUAUUCAAGCUGGACAAGGAGCUAAAGAUACCAAAAAGGGUGGUGGAAGCACCACCCGAUUGCUCUUACUUCUUCAUUGGAUGUCAUUUUACAAUGAUAGGAAUAGGACCGGAGCUUUUCUUGGUUGGUGAAGAAGAAAUAUAUGUCCUUGCAGUUGGGAUGGAGACACCAACUAUACGUGAGCUCCCCCAGGAGUGGGAUUUGCAUGAAGCAUACACAAUAUGCAGCUGUACAAUGUUGUUGAUCUAA
This is a messenger RNA of Macadamia integrifolia, 1017 nucleotides long. RefSeq names its product F-box/kelch-repeat protein SKIP30-like. NCBI's taxonomy places the organism in Eukaryota, Viridiplantae, Streptophyta, Magnoliopsida, Proteales, Proteaceae. The record is from RefSeq and is a predicted model, not a curated record. The transcript has a single exon. Gene Ontology annotation, molecular function: protein binding. The coding region runs from base 1 to 1017 and encodes 338 amino acids.